GAUUCGUUGUCAUUUUUUUGACAGGCCGGUGGUAACUGGCUCGACGUAAUUUCGAUUAAUUUCGAAAAAUUUUCCUACAAAGUGUUCGAAAAAUUAAAUGAAUGCGUAGCGCAACGUAUAAUAUGGCUAGGUAUGGCCAGAGACCGGAGAAUGCCCUUAAGCGGGCGAAUGAGUUCAUGGACUUGGACAAACCUGCAAGGGCCCUGGAUACCUUGCAGGAAGUGUUCCGGAACAAAAAAUGGGCCUACAACUGGUCUGAGUCAGUUUUGGAACCCAUAAUGUUCAAAUACUUGGAACUAUGUGUAGACUUACGCAAGUCUCAUAUUGCAAAGGAAGGCCUCUUUCAGUACAGAAAUAUGUUUCAAUCUGUAAAUGUUGGAUCUUUGGAACAAGUAAUAAGAGGGUACCUGCGCAUGGCAGAGGAGCGCACAGAGGCUGCAAGACAGCAGUCCACGCAGGCAGUCAUCGACACUGAUGAUCUGGAUAACCUCGCCACACCUGAGAGCAUCCUGCUGAGUGCUGUGUCAGGGGAGGAUGCACAGGACCGAUCUGACAGGACUAUAUUGACACCAUGGGUAAAAUUCCUGUGGGAGUCAUAUUGCCAGUGUCUUGAGUUGCUCCGUACUAACGCCCACGUGGAAACCCUGUACCAUGACAUUGCACGGAUGGCUUUUCAGUUCUGCCUCAAAUACUCCAGGAAGACUGAGUUUAGGAAACUAUGCGACAAGCUCAGGAAGCAUCUUGAAGACAUUUGCAAAUCCAAUGUGCAAACUGGAAAUGUUAGCAUUACCAAGCCAGAAACACAGCAGCUCAACUUGGAAACCAGAUUGUUCCAACUGGAUAGUGCUAUACAGAUGGAGCUCUGGCAGGAAGCCUACAAAGCCAUAGAAGACAUCCACAAUCUAAUGAACAUGUCCAAGAAGACCCCAGUGGCCAAGACCAUGGCGAACUACUAUGGCAAGCUGGCGCUGGUGUUCUGGAAGGCUGGUCACUGCCUGUUCCACGCGGCCGCGCUGCUCAAGCUGUUCCAGCUGUCGCGGGAGAUGAAAAAGAAUAUCACGCAGGAGGAGUUGCAGAAAAUGGCAUGUCGGGUGCUGGUCGCUGUAUUGUCGGUGCCGCUGCCGUCCCUCCACCCUGAGUUUGAUCGCUUCGUGGAAACAGACAAGAGCCCAGUGGAGAAGGCUCAAAGACUGGCUGUGUUACUCGGCCUGGCUCAACCGCCCACACGCGCAAACUUGCUUAAAGAUGUUGUCCGCUUGAACGUGGUGGCGCUGGCGUCUCCUCAGCUCCAACAACUGUACUCCUGGCUUGAAGUGGAGUUCGAUCCGCUCACCAUUUGCCAGAAUGUGCAAAGUGUUAUCAAGAGUCUACAGGAUGAUACCAACUCCCAACUAGCGCAGUACACCACAGCGCUAACCGACGUAGCCCUAGUCCGUCUGAUCCGCCAAGUGGCCCAGUGCUACGCCUGCAUCCAGUUCUCGCGGCUUCUGGAGCUCGCGUCCACCGAGGACCUGUUCCACAUUGAGCGCCUGCUGGUCGACUGCGUGCGCCACAACGACAUGCAGAUACGCGUCGACCACGCCAACAAAUGCGUACACUUUGGGGUGGAGGCGGGCGGCGGCGAGUGGUGCUCGGCCGCGGACGAAGCGUGCGGCGGAGCCAUUCUACAGGCCACUCCCGCUGAACAGGUUCGCGAGCAACUAGUUCGCGCGGCUGAAGUACUAUCUCGAGCGGCUCAGGCUCUCAACCCCGCGCGUCGGCGAGCCGAACGCGAACGAGCACGUUUGAGCAUGGUGCAACACUACCAUGAGAAUAAGCACACCGAACACCACCGAGUGUUACAACGCCACAAGAUCAUUGAGGAGCGCAAGGAGUACAUCGAGCGGCUCAACACCGUGCGCGAAGAGGAGGAGCUACGACGUCAAGAAGAGCAACUCCGAGCGGCUGCAGCCGCCGAAGCGCGUCGCCAGGAGUUAGAGCGGGAGGAGAGAGAGAAAAAGCGGCACGCGUCGGAGCUGGCGGCCAUGCGCGAGAGACACCUGCGCGAGCGCAUCGCGCACAUCUCUCAGACCAUGCACGGCAAGAAAGUGCUGCAGAAGCUGGAUGAGGAGGAUUUGAAGAAGAUGGACGCUGAAGCAAUCGCUCAGCGCGAGGCCGAGGAGUUGAUGAAAGAGCGUCGCGAGUUGCAGGCCCGGCUCAAGUCUCAGGAGAAAAAGGUGGACUAUUUCGAGCGCGCCAAACGGCUGGAGGAAAUCCCCCUGCUGCAGAAGAGCUUAGAAGAGAAGCAAGUACAGGACAAGGCGUUCUGGGAGCAACAGGAGAAGGAACGCAUCCAACAACUUAUCGAGGCACGGACCCGUGAUGUGGCAACGGCCAGCCGCUUGGCACGUAUGGCGUCUCACCGCGAUCAGUUCAUGAACCGACUCCGCUCUGAGCGAGGCGCGGCGUACCACCAACGCUUGGCCGCUUUCCAGGCCAAACUGACUUCCGAACGCGAGGCCAGGCUGGCCCAGCGUCGCCAACAACGCAUCGAGAAGCGCAGACAAGAGUGGCUAGCAGAAAAACGCCGCGUAGAAGAGCAAGCGGCGGAAGAGGCGAGGAAGGCCGCAGAGGAACACGAAAAGGCAGAGAAAGAGAGAAAGCGCCAGGAAGAGCUCGCUGCGCUUAAGGAGCGAAAGGAGAGGGAGAAGAAGGAACACGAAGAAAUGCUCGCUCGCGCUGAGGCUAAGGCUCGUGCUUUGGAGGUAUCACGUAAGCUGGAGGAACAGAAGGCCUCCACGCUCAGCAGCUGGCGGCGCGGCAAAGAGGACAAGCCGCCGGCCGCCGCCAAGGAGCCCGAGAAGAAGGAGCCCUGGCGCCCCACUCGUGCCCGCGAGGAACGUCCGCGCUCGCCGCCGCGCGCCCGCGACGAGCGUCCGCCGCCCAGGGAUGACAGGCUUCCUGAACAAGAAGCCGGGGAAACAUCGGCGCCGGACCCCGAACGCGACGAUAAACCACGUGAAGAAAGGAGCAUCAGAGAUGAGCGUCCUCCAAUCAGAGACGACCGUCCUCCGAGAGAUGAUCGUCCUCCAAUCAGAGAGGACCGUCCUCCAAUUAGAGAGGAUCGUCCUCCAAUCAGAGACGACCGUCCUCCCAGAGAUGACCGCCCUCCUAGAGAUGAUCGCGGCCCGAGAGACGAUCGCAGUUUAAGAGAUGAUCGUGGUCCAAGAGAGGAUCGCGGCUUUAGAGAUGAUCGUGGCCCAAGAGAUGAUCGUGGCUUCAGGGAUGACCGGCCAAGAGAUGACAGGCCGCGCGACGAAGGUGCCUGGCGAUCGGUCAACCGGGAUGUUGACAGGGACAGGGAGAGAGAUAGACCGCGCUAUGUCGGCCGUUCCAGCGGCCCCGAGACUGGCAGCUGGAGGCGCGGCCCCGCGGAGCCGCCGCCGGCGCCCACUGAACGUUCGUCCGCUUGGCGGUCCAAGGACGCGCCGCGCGACGACCGCAGGGACGAUCGGCGCGAUGAUCGCGAUCGCUACCCGCCGAGAAGGGAUGAUCGCGGCGAACGCGACGGCUUCAGGGACCGUGAUCGUGAUCGCUUCCCGCCGCGACGCGAUGAUGCCCCGCCGAGGAGAGAUGAUCGGGACGGCCCACGACGCGACGAUCGUGAGGGCCCGCGACGCGACGACCGCGACGGCCCGCGACGCGACGAUCGCGACGGGCCGAGACGCGACGACCGCGAGCGCCGGCCUCCACCACCGCGUCGCGAGGAAAAACCUCGCGACCCCGAUGACGACUGGCAGCAAGUCACCAAACGCUAAGCAAAUAAGCAAUAUAUUAUUUGUAAAGGGUUCAGCAGUUUUCACUUGUGACGUAAUCAUGAAGCACUGCCAAUUCUUACUUGAAGCAAAUAUCUACUUAUCACUAUCCCACUUCGACUAACCAAUUUGAGCGAGAGAUCGGAUCCUAGUAGGGAUCUGAUCUCUCGCUCUCGCUCGGCCGUCGAAAAGGGAUAACGAUAAUGUGGCUGCGCAUGCGAAAUCCGCUAUGUAUUUUUUUUUUUGGAUUUUCGUAUUUUGUAUGGUUUAAAAGGCCGUGUGUACAUGUGGAAACCCGUUCUUUAGCUUGUGUGCUAAUUCAAGAGAUAAUCUUUUUAGUUAUGUGAUUAUGAUCUAAAAUUAAAGCAUAUUUUUUUAAAAAAAAUAAGUUUCAAAGAGUCUUUUUAAAACUUGUGAUUUUCCACAUACCGGAUUUUUCAUCUGUAGCGGCGAUAAGUAGGUUUUGCUUCAAGUAGGUAUUUCGUGUAAGGAAUCCAUAUUAUAGAUUCGAGGAUGUAAUAAAAUUAUUCAAAUAAUUUUCGUAUUUUUUUCAAAAUUUGUUCGUACUUUUUUCUAUUAGCUAAAUUAUUUCAAAAUGUGCAAAUGCAAAUCGGACUCGCACACGAAGAGUUCCGUACCAUCGUACAAGAUAUAUAAAACUGAGCACAUUUUUAUUUGCAUGGCGGCCAUUUUGAAUUUCGCCAUCUUGGUUUUUUUUAUUAUUCUUAUAGCGGUAAUAGAAAUACACACUGAAAAUUUCAAGUCAUAACUAUUACGGUUCAUGAGAUACGGCCCGCUGGCAGACAGAUGAACAGCAGAGGCUUAGAAAAAGGGUUCCGUUAGCACCAUUCCAGUAUGGAACCCUAAUAUACUUAAUAUGUUCUUUUUGUGUGUAAUUAACAUUUUGCUGUAAACUGCUGGACCCCAAAUGAUACAACUUUUGCAAUUUUAUAUGCCAUUAUUCUUUAGUUUUACGUUCUAAAUAUGUAUUCUGUAACGUUACAAACUAACCACUAUCCGUGUAUUAUUCAUACGAUUGCAACGUAUUUCAUUAUAAUAUAAAUGAAUCAUUUAUUA
This is a messenger RNA of Maniola jurtina (meadow brown), 4871 nucleotides long. RefSeq names its product eukaryotic translation initiation factor 3 subunit A-like (gene eIF3a). The transcript has 24 exons. Gene Ontology annotation, cellular component: eukaryotic translation initiation factor 3 complex, eIF3m; eukaryotic translation initiation factor 3 complex, eIF3e; multi-eIF complex. Gene Ontology annotation, biological process: formation of cytoplasmic translation initiation complex; translation reinitiation. Gene Ontology annotation, molecular function: translation initiation factor activity; mRNA binding. The record is from RefSeq and is a predicted model, not a curated record. The coding region runs from base 102 to 3797 and encodes 1231 amino acids. Lineage: Eukaryota; Metazoa; Arthropoda; Insecta; Lepidoptera; Nymphalidae.